This is a messenger RNA of Varanus komodoensis (Komodo dragon), 2027 nucleotides long. It is a transcript of the gene ALDH7A1, whose product is annotated as aldehyde dehydrogenase 7 family member A1. The record is from RefSeq and is a predicted model, not a curated record. Gene Ontology annotation, molecular function: aldehyde dehydrogenase (NAD+) activity. The coding region runs from base 9 to 1652 and encodes 547 amino acids. NCBI's taxonomy places the organism in Eukaryota, Metazoa, Chordata, Lepidosauria, Squamata, Varanidae. The transcript has 18 exons.
UUCGCGCUAUGUUGCUGCAGCUCGGCCUCGCCGCGCUCUCGCGACGCGCUUUGCCCAGGGCGAGAGCCGCGUCGCUCGUCUCGCGUGCGCCUUCCUGCUCCAGACCCGCCGCCUUCAUGUCGACGUUCCUGAUCAAUCAAGCCUCGUACGCGUGGCUGAAAGAGCUGGGCCUGCAAGAGGAGAACGGGGGCGUGUAUAAUGGCUCCUGGGGAGGAAGAGGAGAGGUGGUGACAUCAUACUGUCCUGCGAACCAUCAGCCGAUAGCCAGAGUUCGCCAGGCCAGUUUGGAAGACUAUGAAGAAACAGUAAAGAAAGCAAAAGAGGCAUGGAAAGUAUGGGCAGAGGUUCCUGCGCCGAAACGAGGAGAAAUAGUGAGACAGAUUGGUGAUGCCUUGAGACAGAAAAUCAAAGUUCUGGGAAACUUGGUUUCUUUAGAGAUGGGGAAGAUCUUUGUUGAGGGUGUCGGUGAAGUGCAGGAAUACGUGGAUGUCUGUGAUUAUGCUGUUGGCUUAUCUCGAAUGAUUGGUGGACCUGUCUUGCCUUCAGAAAGACCUGGACAUGCCCUGAUAGAACAAUGGAACCCUUUGGGAUUAGUAGGGAUCAUCACAGCCUUCAAUUUUCCUGUAGCAGUUUAUGGCUGGAACAAUGCGAUUGCAAUGAUCUGUGGCAAUGUCUGCCUCUGGAAAGGUGCACCUACAACAUCCCUCACUAGCGUAGCCGUAACAAAAAUAGUUGCACGGGUACUGGAGGAUAACAAACUUCCUGGUGCUAUCUGCUCUCUGACUUGUGGUGGAGCAGAUAUUGGCACAGCAAUGGCGAGGGAUGAAAGAAUCGAUCUGCUGUCCUUCACUGGCAGCACACGUGUGGGCAAGCAGGUAGCGCUAAUGGUUCAGGAGAGAUUUGGACGGUUUCUGCUGGAGCUUGGUGGAAACAAUGCUAUUAUUGUGUUUGAAGAUGCCGACCUUAACCUGGUCAUCCCAUCUGCCCUCUUUGCAGCUGUGGGGACAGCAGGCCAGAGGUGCACAAGUGCCAGGAGGCUGUUUUUACAUGAAAGCAUCCAUGAUGAAGUAGUGGAAAAACUGGUUAAGGCGUAUGCGCAGGUCCGCGUUGGAGACCCAUGGGAUGCAAACACCCUAUAUGGUCCUCUCCACACAAAGGAAGCGGUGAAGAUGUUUCUUGAUGCAGUAGAACUGGCCAAAAAUCAAGGUGGCUCUGUGGUCUAUGGUGGGAAGGUUAUAGAUCGCCCUGGAAACUAUGUUGAACCAACCAUUGUGACUGGCCUUGCACAUAAUGCACCCAUUGUACAGACAGAGACUUUUGCCCCUAUUCUGUAUGUGCUGAAGUUUAAGUCAGAGGAAGAAGCCUUUGCCUGGAACAAUGAAGUGAAGCAAGGCCUGUCCAGCAGCGUCUUUACCAAGGAUUUGGGCAGAAUAUUCCGGUGGCUUGGGCCCAAAGGAUCAGACUGUGGUAUUGUGAAUGUCAAUAUUCCAACUAGUGGGGCUGAAAUUGGAGGUGCUUUCGGUGGCAAUAAGCACACUGGUGGUGGAAGGGAAUCUGGCAGUGACUCAUGGAAGCAAUAUAUGAGACGAUCCACUUGCACAAUCAAUUACAGCAAGGAUUUGCCUCUGGCUCAAGGAAUCAAGUUUCAAUAACAGCUUGGUGAAUGCAGUGCCUUGGCUGUGCUUGACAUUUAAGAGUCAAGCACCUGUUGAUUUGUACCUGCUGAGGUGGCUACCUGAAAUGAUCUAGCGUUGAAGCUAUUUGCAACUGCCCGAAUACUCCCCUCCAGAAUGCUGCAAUCGUUUCAAUAAUGUAUCCAGACUCUGAUGCUGCAUUCAAAGAGAUCAAGUGAAAAAAAGUCUGGCAACGAAGAGGUUUUUCUUGCUAUACUCUCCAAAUCGGUCUGAAACUUGAAAUCAGACCUGCAGCAUUCUGAAAUGCCUUUUGUACUUCUGUCAAAUGCAAUUAAAAAGAAUUUGUGCAUAAUCCACUGCAAUGAGGAAAUAAAAGCUUUCUGUUAUGGUUCA